GUAAGCUGAACCAUGUACUCAGGGAAUCAAACUUCAGAGAAUCAAACAUCAAGCACCUAUUUCAUCCUCAUGGGGCUCUUUGAUCAAACUAAAUAUGCAGCCUUCCUCUAUACCUUGAUCUUUGUCCUUUUCUUGAUGGCCCUAACUGGGAAUGCCCUUCUAAUCCUCCUAAUCCAUAGGGAGCCCUGCCUUCACACUCCCAUGUACUUCUUCAUCAGCCAGCUCUCCCUCAUAGACCUCAUGUACAUAUGUGCGACAGUCCCCAAGAUGCUCAUGGACCAGGUUACUGGAGAUAACACAAUUUCCCACUUAGGUUGUGGGGUCCAGAUGUUCUCCUAUCUCACCCUCGCUGGAGCUGAGGUUUUCCUCCUAAGUGCCAUGGCCUAUGACCGAUAUGCUGCCAUUUGCAGGCCUCUCCAUUACCCGCUGCUCAUGAACCAGAAAGUCUGCCAUCUCUUCAUGUCUGGAUGCUGGUUCCUGGGAAUGUUUGACGGUUUGUUGCUCACCGUAAUGACCAUGAGCUUACCUUUUUGUCAGUUCAGAAAAAUCAUGAGCUUUUUCUGUGAGGCCCCUGCCCUGCUGAAGCUGUCCUGCUCCAACACACCCCUUUACGAGAUGUUCAUGUACCUGUGCUGUAUCCUCAUGCUCCUUGCCCCCAUCAUUAUUGUAUCUGGCUCAUAUGUUCUCAUCCUGCGCCUCAUCCACAGCAUAAAUUCAGCAGAGGGCCGCAGAAAGGCCUUUGCCACCUGCUCCUCCCACAUGGUGGUAGUGCUGCUCUUUUUUGGUGCUGGCAUAUACACCAAUAUGCUCCCCAGAUCCUACCACACAGGUGAGCAGGACAUGACGGUGUCUGCUUUUUACACCAUCAUCACCCCUGUGUUGAACCCCCUCAUUUAUAGCCUCCGGAACAAAGAUGUCACGGGGGCCCUGAGGAACUUGAUGCUAUCAGGGAUGAGACCGAGGAAGUUUUAAUGUGAACACCUAGGAAUGACCAUCUCCCAUUUCCCCAUCAUUUUCUCACUUCCCAACCUGUCCUCUCAUUCUUACCUCUGCUUCCUGAGCCCCAACAUAAAGUCCUAUAAGAUACUCCCUCCUUCUCAUUCAUGAGGUACUUCUUUUAUACACUGCUUACUCAUUCUUAGUAAUUUAUAUAUGUAUUUAAGUUCCAUAAAGUCCAUUGUUUGUGACACAAUAGCUGAUAUAAGGAAAACCAUAGGAAGUGCCUUGUAUCUUAUCACCUACCCCAACUUUAUUUACCAUUUUAGCAUAAGAUUUGGGAAGUUAGUGCCUUCAUCCUAAAAGUGAGUCACUGUAAAGAGUAAUUGAGUGAA
This is a messenger RNA of Loxodonta africana (African savanna elephant), 1331 nucleotides long. RefSeq names its product olfactory receptor 2T3-like. Bases 13 to 972 code for a protein of 319 amino acids. NCBI's taxonomy places the organism in Eukaryota, Metazoa, Chordata, Mammalia, Proboscidea, Elephantidae. Gene Ontology annotation, biological process: detection of chemical stimulus involved in sensory perception of smell; G protein-coupled receptor signaling pathway. The record is from RefSeq and is a predicted model, not a curated record. The transcript has a single exon. Gene Ontology annotation, molecular function: olfactory receptor activity; G protein-coupled receptor activity. Gene Ontology annotation, cellular component: plasma membrane.